AUGAGGCCUGCCUUCUCGUCUCUGUCACUCUUGGAGGAAGUGUCCCUGCAGCCAGUUGUAUUCCAACCUAAUGUCCCGGUUUCGUGGACGCAACCCGAUACUCCGGAAAACGCAUGUCUGCGAUACAGCAUUUCUGCCGCCGGCAUAGCCAAGCCUCCUUUCGCCGUUGCGGUGGACCUGACAUCUUGGUCUCGCUUGCGGGGUAGUGUUGUUGAACGGCCGUUGGUGAUGUCGCCUAUCCCCAUUGAGCAUGCUAUCAGAAUCCGAUUCUCUGAUUGUACGUGUCAGGCCAUCAAGAUGGUCGAGGAGGCUUGCAAGAAGGGCACCUGGGUGCUGCUGCAGAAUUGCCAUCUGUACAAGGUCAGAAUGUUCUUGGACCGCUCCGCAUGCUUGUCUUUGAUGUCCAACAUGCUGACUUUCAUGCCACAGCUGGAGAAGAUGUGCGAGACUCUCGAGGAGUCCGCACCUGACUGCUUUAGUGGAGGGUCCAACAUGAUCCACAAGGACUUCCGCUUGUUCUUGACGAGCAUGUCCUGCACUCGGGAGUGCGAAUUCUGUUUGCAGCUGCCGGCAGCCUAUUUCCCGGUAGCAGUGCUGCAGAACGGCAUCAAGCUUACAACGGUAACGGAAUCCGGUGUGACAUGGCUCGUCUCGGCGGAACUUUCUGUCCUGGACCAGGAGAGGCGCAAAUUCGGACCACUGGGAUGGAACAUCCGCUACGAGUUCAACGACUCAGACCUGGAAACGUCUACCACGAUCACCCACAACAUGCUGGAGUUGGAUGGACCGAUCCCGUGGGACAGGCUCCUCUUCGUUAUCGGGCAUAUCAACUACGGUGGCCGUGUCACCGACGACAACGACAGGAAGUGCUUACUCGCCAUCCUGGAGAAGUACGUGACCCCAAAGAUCCUUGAGUCCGGCUACACCUUCUCCGAGAGUGGAACUUACAGGUGCCCGGACAAUUCGGACACGGCCGACAUCGAGUCCUGGCGGAAGUUUGUUGCCAGCUUCCCCCUGGCGGAGCAGCCAGAGGUCUUCGGAAUGCACGACAAUGCGAACAUCAGCUUCAUGAGCCAGGAGUCCGAGAAAGUCCUGAAUACGGUGCUGUCAAUCCAGCCCCGAGAGGCCGGGGGUGGCGGAGGCAAGAGUUCGGAAGAGAUCGUCGUCGAAAUCUCGGCCGAGCAGGAGUCGCGACUCCCGGAACGUCUGCAUACGGAGAACGCGCAUCCGGAUAGCUUUGCGAUGAGCGAGGAGACCGGCUUGAUGACAUCCCUGGGAACGUGCCUCACACAGGAGAUGGCCCAGCUGACAAUGACUUUGAAGCAGCUCCAGAAGGAUGACGAAGUCUUCUUCGUCCCGAAGUGCUUCUCGGAGGUGCAGAUGCCAGCAUCACGCCUCUCGUUCCAGCAACCCGCUCCGUCGAACUCCGAUGGGCUGUUGGCCAACCGCGAAUUCAUGCGCGCAGUGGAUGCCGCCAGAGAGCGCGCAGCACAGCAAAGAGCGGAGGCCGAGCGCCUGCCGGGAGGUGUCAAGAAGCAGGGGCAGGUAUGCCUGGCGACGAUCAACAAGGACAAAAUGUACGAAGGCAAGAUUGUCAAGGCCUUCAAACUGGGUCUUCUCUUGGACAUCAAUGCGGAUGUCUUGGGCUUGCUUCGCUGGAAGCAUGUCCGGGGUGUGCCAAGGAAACUCCUCAAGGAGGGCGGCCACCUCGCUAACCUUCGAGUGGACCAGGUCGGAGAUGCGAGGUUGACCUUGCGCCUGGAGUGCAUUGGCCAUGAAGGUCAGACUUUCGAGGAGGAGGACUACCCGGAUGUAGUCGCCCGCGUCUACGAGUGGGCAAUGGAGCCAAAGAUGCUCCAGUUGGCGGAAGAAGCUGCUCCCACAGCUGUCAAGCGGCAUCCCGGGCGAAAUGGCCCGCGGGCAGUCGGCGACGGCGAGGGCAUGCCCGUCCGCCCGCCUCCUCCCUUCAGCGCGAGCCGGUUUCACCGUCCCGGCAAGUGCGGGCCGCGCCAGUAG
Symbiodinium sp. CCMP2592 is the source of this 2016-nucleotide messenger RNA. The record is from the annotation of a GenBank genome assembly. Lineage: Eukaryota; Dinophyceae; Suessiales; Symbiodiniaceae.